Messenger RNA from Solanum pennellii, 2816 nucleotides. Its product is annotated as CSC1-like protein HYP1. Bases 632 to 2551 code for a protein of 639 amino acids. NCBI's taxonomy places the organism in Eukaryota, Viridiplantae, Streptophyta, Magnoliopsida, Solanales, Solanaceae. Gene Ontology annotation, molecular function: calcium-activated cation channel activity. The transcript has 11 exons. Gene Ontology annotation, cellular component: plasma membrane. The record is from RefSeq and is a predicted model, not a curated record.
CAAGUGCAAACAAAGCGAGAGAAAUUUGGAGUUGGGGAAAAGCAUAUAGUUUACUUAAAAACUCCACUGCAACUCUUUUCGUCCCUUUUCUUCAUAGUAAAGUAAAGGUUUGACCUUUGGAUCUCUCAUCUCUAUCUAUCUUCUUCAUUAGGAUUAGGGCUACAAAGUUCGUAUCUUCUGUUUAAGUUUUGCAGCUGCGAUAAUCUGCAUUCACGAGUGUUUAUUAUCUGUGCUAUUCAUAUUCUGGUGCUGUUGAUUUGAAGAGCUCAUGUUGUAAGCAAACAGUUCAGUGAAAGGAUUUAAGGAAUGAUCCUCUCAGCACUUUUGACUUCUGUUGGAAUAAAUCUUGGACUUUGUUUUCUGUUCUUCACAUUGUAUUCUAUAUUGAGAAAGCAGCCAGGAAAUGCAGAAGUUUAUGCACCACGCUUGGUUGCUGAGGGGAGAUCUCAGCAAAUCAGUAAUUUCAAUUUGGAGAGACUUUUGCCGUCAGCUGGUUGGGUGACAAGAGCAUGGCGACCCUCAGAAGCAGAGCUCUUAGCCAACUCAGGCUUGGAUGCUGUUGUUUUCAUGCGCAUUUUUAUAUUCAGGUUACUUAAGCACUGUUAUGCGAUGAAGGCUUGACGAGAAUAAUAUGUUUAUUAUAGCUUCUGUGCCGAACUUCACACCUUAUGUUUAUUUCCAUGCUAAAGUUUUUACCUUUGCUGUCAUCGUGGGGAUUUUCAUUCUUCUGCCUAUCAAUUACAUGGGGAAACAACUAAGUCUUGAUUUGUUUGACUUGCCCAAUAAGUCUCUGGAAUCAUUCACUAUCUCAAAUGUUGACGACGGAUCAAACAGGUUAUGGAUCCAUUUCUCAGCUGUGUAUAUUUUCACAGCAGUUGUUUGCUAUCUUCUUUACGUUGAGUAUGACUAUAUUUCAACAAAAAGAGUUUCAUAUUUUUGUUCAUCAAAACCUCAUCCACAUCAGUUCACCAUUUUAGUUCGAAGUAUUCCAGCUUCAUCAGGAAGAAGUUACAGUGAAACAGUUGAAAGUUUUUUCUCAGAGUAUUAUCCUGCUACAUAUCUUUCACACUGGGUUGUCCGGCGAGCAAGCAAACUCCAAGGUCUCAUUAAAAAUUCUAAAAGGUUGUACAGGAGGCUUGUGAACUUGAAAUCAGCAAACCAUGAUCGAGAAAGGUUCGGGCGUGCUGGUUUCAUGGGACUUUUUGGACAGAGAGUUGAUCUACUUGAUCACUAUGAAAAGAAGCUGGAAGUUAUCGAAGAUAAUGUAAGGGCCGAACAAUCUUCAUGUCUGGGAAAGGAGGUAGGAGCUGCCUUUGUAUCUUUCCGAACACGUUUUGCCGCAGCUUCAGCUACACACAUGCAGCAAGGUGUAAAUCCUACACAAUGGGUCACUGAGCCUGCUCCUGAUCCAGAGGAUGUGUAUUGGCCUUUCUUUUCAGCAUCAUUUCUAAAGAGAUGGAUUAGCAACCUGGUGGUUGUUGUGGCAUGCAUCCUCCUUACAGUGCUAUUUCUUAUACCCGUUUUAAUAGUCCAAGGGCUUACACAUCUUGAGCAGUUGGAAAUCUGGUUUCCCUUUUUGAAAGGAUUGCUUAGAAUAGCAUUUGUUAGCCAAGUGAUUACCGGAUAUCUUCCUAGUCUUGUACUUCAACUGUUUCUCUAUGUUGUGCCAUCCAUAAUGAUUAUGUUCUCAUCCAUACAAGGAUACAUUGCUAUGAGCCAGAUAGAGAAAAGUGCAUGCAUCAAAGUUCUUUGGUUUACUAUAUGGAACAUUUUUUUUGCAAAUGUGCUCUCUGGAUCGGCUCUCUAUCGAGUUGAAAUUUUUCUUGAGCCCAAAAAUAUUCCUGCCAUAUUAGCUGUAGCAGUUCCAGGACAGGCAACUUUCUUUAUCGCCUAUGUGGUUACAUCUGGAUGGACCAGCACUUCCUCAGAACUUUUUCAGCUGUCGACGCUCGUUUUCAAUUUUAUAAAGAGAAAUAUUUGUAGGAAAUAUGAUGAUGAGUUUGAGGUCCCUUCAGUUCCUUACCACAGUGAAAUUCCCAGGAUUCUUUUGUUUGGCCUCCUUGGUAUAACAUACUUCUUCCUUGCUCCCCUAAUUCUGCCAUUCCUCUUGGUUUACUACUGUCUGGGGUAUCUCAUCUACCGGAACCAGCUGCUGAAUGUAUAUGCACCCAAGUAUGAGACUGGUGGAAAGUUGUGGCCUAUAGUACAUGAUUCUAUGAUUUUCUCCUUGAUACUGAUGCAUGUUAUAGCCAUUGGAAUAUUUGGGCUAAAGAAACUUCCUCUCGCUUCAAGCUUAACAGUUCCUCUUCCAAUCCUUACUCUUGUGUUCAACAGCUAUUGUAGGAGACGCUUCCUACCUAUGUUCAAGUCUUAUUCAGUCGAGAGUUUGCUAAAAAAGGAUAAAGAGGAGCAAAAUGAUCCUACAGUUGCAAGUUUUCAUGAGAGACUAGCCACAGCAUAUCAAGAUCCAGCACUGCUGCAUGUCGGAUAUUCUGGAAAUAAUGCAAGUAUCAUUGCCCCCCUUCUUGGUACUGCUGAAGUUGAUGCUUAGGGUGUAAUCGAGCUAUUGCUUACUGUAAUCAUUUAACACUUUUAGUUGGCAAACAUGUGGGUAUGUAGUUUGAGUUCAAUCUGCUAGUUUGUAUAACUCCAACUUUUUAGUUCAGUACUUUGGAUAACUCCACUUUCUAGUUGACACUGUCUUGGAUAGUCAAAGGUAUAUUUUUUUACUGUCAAGAGACUUGAUCAAGAAUCUGCAUACCAGAAAGUCCACAACUAACUAUAAAGACCUGAUCCUUCAGGAAUUUUAAUGCCUA